AUGGAUUUCAGUACAAACGGUUCUGAAGAUAGUGAACUGUAUCAUGCUCAAGUCCAUUUAUACAAACAUGUAUACAACUUUGUAAGUUCCAUGGCACUCAAAUCUGCUAUGGAACUAGGCAUAGCUGAUGCAAUCCAUAACCAUGGAAAACCAAUGACUCUUUCUGAAUUAGCUUCAUCUUUGAAACUUCACCCUUCUAAAGUUAACAUCCUUUAUCGAUUCUUGCGCCUUUUAACACACAAUGGCUUCUUUGCUAAAACAACACUGAAAAGCAAUGAAGGAGAAGAAGGAGGAGAAACAGCAUAUGUUCUCACACCUUCUUCAAAGCUUCUUGUAACUAGUAAAUCGACAUGUUUAUCAUCACUUGUUAAAGGAGCACUUCAUCCAAUUUCUUUAGAUCUGUGGAGCGCUUCAAAGAAAUGGUUCCAUGAGGAUAAGGAACAAACACUUUUUAAGUGUGCAACUGGGGAGAAUUAUUGGGAUUUUCUUAACAAAGAUUCUGAUUAUUUGAAUUUGUUUCAAGAUGCUAUGGCUGCUGAUUCUAGAUUGUUUAGGCUUGCUCUUCAAGAAAAUAAGCCUGUGUUUGAGGGCUUGGGUUCUUUGGUUGAUGUGGCUGGUGGAACUGGUGGUGUUUCGAAACUGAUUCAUGAAGCAUUUCCUCACAUCAAAUGCACUGUUUUAGAUCAACCACAGGUUGUUGGUAACUUAACUGGAAAUGAAAAUUUGAACUUUGUUGGUGGAGAUAUGUUCAAAUCUGUCCCUUCUGCAGAUGCUGUUUUACUCAAGUGGGUUCUGCAUGAUUGGAAUGAUGAACUAUCUUUAAAGAUAUUGAAGAACAGUAAAGAAGCAAUUUCACACAAAGGGAAAGAUGGAAAAGUGAUUAUCAUUGACAUAUCAAUUGAUGAAAACAGUGAUGAUCAUGGAUUAACUGAGUUGCAAUUGGAGUAUGAUUUGGUGAUGCUUACAAUGUUUCUUGGGAAAGAAAGGACAAAGAAAGAAUGGGAGAAACUCAUAUACGAUGCAGGUUUCAGCAGCUACAAAGUUACUCCAAUAUGUGGCUUCAAGUCUCUCAUUGAAGUUUAUCCUUAG
Messenger RNA from Lathyrus sativus (Indian pea), 1089 nucleotides. Lineage: Eukaryota; Viridiplantae; Streptophyta; Magnoliopsida; Fabales; Fabaceae. The record is from the annotation of a GenBank genome assembly.